GGACCCGUGGGGCAGUGCAGCAGCAGCAGCAGCAGCAGCAGCAGUGGAGUCACUCCAUCUCUUCUUCUUCUUCUUCUUCUGUAACAGUUUCUCAGCCCAGAUUCCGUCCUGCUCUGGACUUUGGCUCCGGACUCUCGGACCUUUCUUCCCGCAGCAGAACUCCUGUUCUGGCCGCCGCGGCUGCACCGCCAUCGACGGAGAGCAGCGGAAUAACUGAGGAUUAAUUUUGUGGAAUUUACGGAUCAGUGAAUUGAGGAUUGAGUUGGAGAAGAAAGUCCGUGAGAAGUGUUGAUGCUGUGGCUGUUUUUUUUUCUUUCUUUUUUUUCUGGUUCUUCCUUUUUGUGAAUGUAAACUGAUGCGCGUCCGGACUAUGCUGUGUGGAGCGUGCGUGGGAUUUCCACGGUGUGGUGGAGUCGAGGUCUUUGCCCCAGCGCCGGAGGGAGUUGAGUGUUGAGUGCAUUGGCGACAUUAGCGGGUCACGGAGCCGUGGACGUGUCUUCACCUCCUCUUUUUCUGCCCACGGUUCGGUGAUGCUCACGGAAACGCGUGACUGACCGUGACUUUCUGAUGCUGCAGCCACACCGCCACAACAACACGGGAACCAGCGGCUGCGCAUGUUGUGCGCACCGCGGUGCCCAGACCCCGGGUCCUGUACGACGAGUGUGAUCGAUGUAGCAUCUCUGGAGACCCCGACGGGGCCGACGGGACACAGUCAAAACUGUCUAAGCUGUCGUAUGUUCAAGUCCAAACGCUCCGGUCUCGUACGGCGACUGUGGAGAAGCCGUCUGGUCACCGAGAGCGACGGGCGGGAUGGAAGCAGAAGAGGCGAGGGAGGACGACACGCUGCGUGGGGAGGACACUCGGGGAAUCUCUACAGACACGAGCAGCGUGCGGUGACGAACGCUGAGCCGUCACCCGGGCUCGGCGGGGAGGCUGGAGACCUGACGGAGUGCGCGGAGAGAGAAGACGGCGAGAAGCCCGACGAUGACCGCGGUGCCAUGUGCGUCCCGGAGCACAGAGGCCACGGUGCGGGACAGGAGGGCGACACUAGUACGGUGACGUGUUGUUUAUUUGGGGAAUGGGACCGCCGACCACGGAGCCCAUAUUGGGCCCCGAGGAGGGACGGAGCGGGCUCUUAUCAGUGCGCAACGAGACGCGGAAUGUUGGAGGACGAACUCGCCAUCACCGCUCAUGUGUUUUUGAAAAGACUGAAGGAGAGACCUCUGGAGGCCUUGGCCAAGGCUGUGGACGCCAGAGGGGGGCUGCCCAGCGACUGUGUCAUGGUGCCCGACACCGAGCUGCAGGUCGGGGACCAUGGCAUCUCCCCCCUCCGGCUGCUGUGUAGGCUGUACCGCUGGAGCGACCUGCCGCUCUCAGCGCAGCUCAAACCGCUGAGCCACUGCCAGAGCUGUGGAGCAGUGGACAGCAACAAGGUGUGCUGCAACCCCUACCACUACAGCCGCUUAUGUGAGCCAGAAUCACCUCCUCCUCCGUACUUUCUGUCCCGUUCAGACGAACACAAGCCACUGGACUCAACCGUGUCUUACACUGAAACCGUGCCUCCCCUCUUCUCCAGUCCGCCUCACAUUUUGCCAACAGACUACACAGACACUGGUACCUCCCUGGGCUCCUCCACCACCGCCGGUCAUCGCUCUCACUGGUGCAGCGUUGCCUACUGGGAGCAGCGCACUCGUGUGGGUCGCCUCUAUCCAGCCUACGAGCCCUCGCUCAGCAUCUUCUAUGACCUACCUCAGGGCACGGGCCUCUGCCUGGGCCAGCUUCACGCAAACGCCUACCACAGCCGCCGCGAAGACCCCGGCAGCCCGGGCGCCAUGGGCCUCACGGGACACCCCAUUCACGACGGAGGACGACACAGCAGCAGCAGCAGCAGCAGCAGCAGCGUGCAGCAGAUCCGCAGUAAAAUCGGGUUCGGCAUCGUGCUGAGCCGCGAGGCGGACGGCGUGUGGGUGUACAAUCGCAGCCAGCACCCCGUGUUCGUCCACUCACCCACUCUCGACCCCCCCGGUGCUCGGGGUCUGAGCGUGAAGAAGGUGAUGCCCGGUUUCUCGCUAAAAGUCUUUGACUAUGAGCGCUCCAGCUGGAUGGCUGAGCACGACCUGAAGCCCGGGAGCUGCGAGGGGCCGUGGGACCCCCACAGUGUCCGCAUCAGCUUCGUCAAAGGAUGGGGUCCGUGCUACUCCAGACAGUUCAUCACUUCCUGUCCCUGCUGGCUGGAGGUGCUGCUCAAUAACCACAGAUAACACACACACACACACACACACACUCACACACACACACACACACUCGGUUUCCAGACCCAGUAUCUUAAUUGUAAUCUACCUAGAUUUAAUAUAAAAUUUAUAUAUUAUAUAAAAUAUAUUAUACCUGUAAAUAUUUGAGUCAUUUUUACAAUGCAACUAUUUAUGUUUAGUAUCAUGCGUUUGAGGACAAAAAUAAAACCAGGAACCAGAAUAUACACCUUUAGUUCUAUAUACGCCUAACGGAGUCCUUUUUGCAGAUGUAAACUGUAAGAAUGAACCACAGAGCUGGGCUGCGUUCUCAUGAUUUAAGUAUUCCAUCAAAAUGUAUGCCAUACACAGGUUGUCAAUAAAGUAUUUGUAUUAAACCUGACUGGCUGUGGUGCUGUUUGUUCGCUCUGCUCCAUUUCUGUCCUGUUUCUCCGCUCAGUUCUUGUUUACCUUUGAAUAACUGUCUCUGAGUGUGGCUUAAUAUUUAAUGUGAGUGAUAUUGAUUUUUACUCAUUUCCUUUCAUCAAACGCGCGCCGUCUUCCAUGGAUGGUAAAAAGGAGCAGAAAAGUCCGGUGGGUCAAAUCUGCUCUGUUUGUUACAGUGAGAGUGAAAAAAAAAUGCUACAAAUUAAAAAAAACAUUUCUAAAAGAUCACAUGAGCCGCUGGAUGACACACCCUCAGACCUAAGACCUUCCAGGU
This is a messenger RNA of Cynoglossus semilaevis (tongue sole), 2949 nucleotides long. Its product is annotated as mothers against decapentaplegic homolog 6-like. Gene Ontology annotation, cellular component: heteromeric SMAD protein complex. The coding region runs from base 615 to 2261 and encodes 548 amino acids. Gene Ontology annotation, biological process: regulation of transcription by RNA polymerase II; cell differentiation; SMAD protein signal transduction. Lineage: Eukaryota; Metazoa; Chordata; Actinopteri; Pleuronectiformes; Cynoglossidae. The transcript is spliced from 4 exons. The record is from RefSeq and is a predicted model, not a curated record. Gene Ontology annotation, molecular function: I-SMAD binding; transcription regulator inhibitor activity.